Messenger RNA from Papaver somniferum (opium poppy), 873 nucleotides. RefSeq lists its product as uncharacterized. The transcript has a single exon. The record is from RefSeq and is a predicted model, not a curated record. NCBI's taxonomy places the organism in Eukaryota, Viridiplantae, Streptophyta, Magnoliopsida, Ranunculales, Papaveraceae. Bases 1 to 873 code for a protein of 290 amino acids.
AUGAGUAUUUCAGAUGACAAUCCUUUUGAUGUGGAAGCUUUAAAUACUUUGGUUGAUGCUGAAAACAUUUUUAAUUCCAGAAAAGUUCAAUUGCAAACUUUAUUGAAGCAAAAAGCAAAAAUUAAUUGGGUCACAGAUAGUGCAGCCAAUACAUCAUUUUUUCAUACAAAUUUAAAGAUAAGAAAGGCCAAGAAUCUCAUCAGUGAAUUGGAAGUUGGAGAUGGUAAUUUGCUUACUGAUCAAAAGGAUAUAACAGAAGAAUUAAUCAAAUACUUUGAGAAAAAGUUUGAAUUUCAAGAAGUUAACAUUGAAGAUUCUCUACUUAACAAUAUUCCUGAAGUAAUUACUAGUGAAGAUCAAGAAAUGCUAGGAAUAAUUCCGAGAGAAGAAGAGAUUAAAAAUACAAUUUUCAGCAUGGAUCCUGAUAGCUCUCCAGGUCCAGAUGGUGUCUCAGGUCAUUUUUAUAGAGCAUGUUGGCAGAUAAUAAAGGAAGAUGUAGUCCAAGCCAUUCAAUUCUGCUGGUCAAAGAAAUUUAUUCCCAAAGGGAUGAAUUCAAUUUUUCUAGUGUUACGUCCAAAAGUUGAGGGUGCAAAAUCUCCUAAUCAGUAUAGGCCUAUAGGUCUUAGCAAUGUCAGCUUCAAAAUAUUCACUAAACUCAGUGCUAACAGAAUGAGUGGUUUGAUGACAAAGUUAAUUUCACUCAACAGGCUUCCUAUGUCAAAGGAAAGUAUACAAGAGCAAAUUUUACUUGCAUCUGAAAUGGUGAAUGAGAUGAAGAAGAAAAGGAGAAGUGGAAAUGUGAGUCUCAAACUGGACAUCUCUCAAGCAUAUGAUUCAGCAGUCAGCUGGGAAUUCCUCUUUCAAGUACUGUAG